Sorghum bicolor (sorghum) is the source of this 426-nucleotide messenger RNA. RefSeq names its product vegetative cell wall protein gp1-like. The transcript is spliced from 2 exons. The record is from RefSeq and is a predicted model, not a curated record. NCBI's taxonomy places the organism in Eukaryota, Viridiplantae, Streptophyta, Magnoliopsida, Poales, Poaceae. The coding region runs from base 1 to 426 and encodes 141 amino acids.
AUGGGGACGUACGAGUUGCAUGUGACGUGCCCAGUCAACGAGGCUCUGGGCGGUGGGUGGCUAUGCAACUGCCAGCCAUGGCCGCCGCCGCUCUCUCCUCCAUUCCCAGCCGUCGCCGCUCCGUCAAGCCUCGCCCUCGUGCACUCGUCGCCGCCAAGCCGAGCGCCGACGCCGAGCCCCGACCCCACGACGCCGUCGUCCGCAAGCCGCGACCGGCGCCGUCAACCGCCACCAAGCCCCCUACUCCAGGCCGCGAGCCCCCCCUCCUCGACGUUGAUCCCUCCGCGUCGAGCAGGAGCCCAGCCCCGCAACGCCGUGUCGGCCGCGCCCCUUCCUCUGCGUCGCCUCGCCGACGAGCUCGCCGCGGACGUCACAGAGCACGACCACACCGAAGCCACCCACGACCGCGCCAUGGCCUCGUCCUGA